AUGGAUCCAAACAAGCUUUACGAACCUCGGGUACGGGAAUAUAUUGAUCCAGCAACAUUUGAACAAAUAGUGGGACUGGAUGAUGACGACGAUAUGUCUUUUACCAAAUCAAUGUUAUCAAGUUUUUAUGACCAAUUUCAGGACUCAAUUAAAGAAAUGGAGCAAGCGCUUGCCGCAAAAGAUCUUCCUGGCUUGUCUUCUUCUGGCCAUUUCCUAAAGGGCUCUUCGGCUGCCUUAGGAUUAUGGAGAAUUCAAGACUGUUGUGAAAAAAUUCAACAUUUAGGCUUCCAGAAGGAUGAAUCGGGUGCUGUUUCCAUUGACAACCCUCAGAUUUGUCUUGAUAGAAUCUCAGAGCUACUUAUAUUGGUGAAACAGAUUUUUACUGAAACCAAAAACGCCAUCAGUUACCUUGGGUUUUAA
Molecule: messenger RNA, 420 nt
Organism: Magnusiomyces paraingens
Lineage: Eukaryota; Fungi; Ascomycota; Dipodascomycetes; Dipodascales; Dipodascaceae
Exons: 1
Coding region: 1-420 (139 amino acids)
Biological process (GO): phosphorylation; phosphorelay signal transduction system
Cellular component (GO): nucleus; cytoplasm
Molecular function (GO): protein histidine kinase binding; histidine phosphotransfer kinase activity
Source: RefSeq, a predicted model, not a curated record